Molecule: messenger RNA, 1464 nt
Organism: Aspergillus pseudonomiae
Lineage: Eukaryota; Fungi; Ascomycota; Eurotiomycetes; Eurotiales; Aspergillaceae
Product: indoleamine 2,3-dioxygenase
Exons: 2
Coding region: 1-1464 (487 amino acids)
Biological process (GO): 'de novo' NAD+ biosynthetic process from L-tryptophan
Cellular component (GO): cytoplasm
Molecular function (GO): indoleamine 2,3-dioxygenase activity; heme binding; metal ion binding
Source: RefSeq, a predicted model, not a curated record
AUGCUUCCACCGGUUCCAGCACUAGCAGACUACGGCAUUUCGCCAGACCAUGGAUUUCUUCCUCCCGAGCCACCUCUUGACGUCUUACCAGACCCCUAUUAUGCUCGGUGGGAGUGGAUGGUUUCGAAUUUACAAUCGCUCUUGCUGAGUAGGAGGAUCCGGAAUGUUGUGGACCAGAUGCCUACCUUAUCCACGUCUUACCUUCAGUCAGAAGGUGAAUGGAGAAGGGCCUAUGUUGUCCUAGGAUUCAUCCUCCACGGAUACGUCUGGGGAGGCAGCAAGCCGUCUGAAAGAGUACCCCCUCAACUCACCGCACCCCUGCUCGAGGUUUGCCAACAUUUGGAACUCCCUCCAGUUGCUACAUAUGCGGGGGUGUGUCUAUGGAACUACAAGUCUAUAUUCCCCGAGGAAGCUGCAGACGACCUCAGUAACUUGAGUUGUCUGAACACAUUCACGGGUUCAUUGGAUGAACAAUGGUUCUACCUCAUUUCUGUUGCCAUUGAGGCUCGGGGUGCGCCAUCUCUGGCGCUGGCGCUGCAAGCAAUUGCCGCAGCCCGAGCUGGAAAUAGCCUGGUGGUGACAGAAUCCCUCCAAAGGCUCGCAGAAGUCAUAGAUGAAGUAGGAACGCUGCUAGAACGUAUGUACGAGAAUUGUGAUCCGUAUGUGUUCUACCACCGGAUCCGACCCUAUCUUGCUGGCAGCAAAAACAUGGCUGAUGCCGGGCUUCCUCGUGGUCUGCUAUAUGACGACGGGAGCGCAAAGCCCGAGUAUCGUCAAUACGGAGGUGGCAGUAAUGCUCAGAGCUCCUUGAUUCAGUUUUGGGAUAUUGCUCUGGGAGUGGAACACCGACCUACUGGUGAAACCCGUUCUGAAAACAAUACGGACGACAAAGAAGGAGUUACAGGGGCACCCCGCCACGGGUUCAUCCACGAGAUGAGGUCAUAUAUGCCAGGGCCUCACCGUCGUUUCCUAGAGCAUGUAUCCACAGUGGCCAAUAUUCGGGAGUAUGUGGAGGCACGUCGUUCAGACAAAGCAUUGUGCAUUGCAUACGACGCUUGUCUUUCUAUGCUCCGGACCUUGCGGGACAAACACAUCCAGAUGGUAUCCCGCUACAUCAUCAUUCCAUCCCGCGAUGCCAAGGGCCGGGCACCUCGGUCUUCCAGUCCACGUAGGCAUGCCUCUACCACAAACUUAGCGAACACUCGCAACGGUGAUGGAAAGAAUAGAAAGCUACGAGGAACGGGGGGUACCGCUCUAAUUCCAUUCCUUAAACAAGCACGAGAUGAGACUGGCGAGCCGGCCAUCGAUGCGUGGGCUCGACGUCUUCUGAGUAAUGCACCCGCCGAAGCCAGCUUUGCAGCCCUAAGCAAAGUCGGCGAGCAUCCUGACGGUCAUCUGCAGGUUGUCGGGUUGUCGGGAACAUGGGCAGCAGACGACAGUGAAGGAGGCAUUUGCCACUGGUGA